This is a messenger RNA of Erigeron canadensis, 903 nucleotides long. RefSeq lists its product as uncharacterized. The record is from RefSeq and is a predicted model, not a curated record. Gene Ontology annotation, cellular component: nucleus; chromatin. The transcript is spliced from 4 exons. NCBI's taxonomy places the organism in Eukaryota, Viridiplantae, Streptophyta, Magnoliopsida, Asterales, Asteraceae. Gene Ontology annotation, biological process: mitotic sister chromatid cohesion; DNA repair. The coding region runs from base 66 to 692 and encodes 208 amino acids.
AAAUUGUUGAGCAUGGUGAACAUUUGGUAGGAAGAAGGAUAAGAGUUUGGUGGCCUGGUGAUAAAAUGUAUUACCCGGGAGUUGUUCAAUUCUUUGACAAUAUAAACAAGAGGCACAAGGUGUUGUAUGAUGAUGGAGAUGAAGAACUCUUAGAUCUCAAGUGGGAAAAUUGGGAGUUAGUUGAAAAUGCAUGUCCUAUGUUGGAUUAUGGUGAACAGACACCGCGUGGACGAGUAAAAAGAGGAAGCCAUGGAGAAGCCCACUUUGCUUGUGAAAAUGGAAGGCGUAAAAAGGUUUCAUCUUCUAAAUUUAGCGAGAUUUGUGUCAUGGGCCUCGAGGCAUUUAGCUCACCUCAUCAAAGUCAUUCAGAAAAGCAAAGAAGCCAUGGCCAUAUCAACCUGGCUUGUGGAAAUGGAAGGCGUAGAAAGAUUUCGUCUUCCCAAUCUCCUGAAAGCCGUGUCAUGGGCCUCAAGUCUCCGUGCUCACUUCAUGAAAGUCAUUCACAAAAUCGUAGAAGCCUCAAACCAAUCCACCUCACUUUGGGAAAUGGAAGGCGUAGAAAGGUAUCGUCUUCUCAAUCUCCUGAAAUCUGCAUCCUGGGCCUCAAGGCUUCGAGCCCACUUCAUGAAAGCACAAAAGCAAGGGAGCCAUUCAAAUAUUCACUUCAGAAAAGGAAAGCAAAUACCGUUUAGGUUAAUGGCUUCCCGAAUAGAUAUGCGGAACUUGUGGUUGCACCUCUAGUUGAAAGGUACUUUCUAGCUGAAAAAAAUAUAAAGGUAGAUACUAACAUUAUGGAAUCUAAAGGUGAAAAAAGAUUCAUGGGUAAAUAAACCAGCUUCAUAGGCUAAUUAUCAAAUCAUGCUAUUACAUGUAAGUAAAAGAAACUCACCAGGAUCAUAUCCG